ACUCGUGUGGACGAGAGCAAAGGAUUGUCAUUGCGAUUUCCGCGAUAUCUUCGUACUCGCGAUGACAAGACCAUAUACGACGCGACCACCAGUGACACUCUAGCAACAAUGUAUUCGAGUCAAAAGAACUUGCAGCAGCAGCAGCAGCACGAACAGGAGGAGGAGCAUGAAUAGUAAUUUUUUUUUGAAACGACGAGGGAGUUUAUUUCUAUUCCGGUCGUUAAGAAAAAGCGAGUGUAGCAUAGUUUCUUUCUUUAUCUUUACCCAACCACAUCCUCCUCACAACAAUACAUACAGCAACAAUACAUACAACAGCAAUAGUAUGCAAGCAAACUCUAUAGCAACCAAUACACUGCUGAUGCCCAAUGUCCCAUCGGUGUUUUUCACUUAUCCAAUAGCACUCGAGCAUGUUCGCGCAAAGUUCGAGGACUUUGGCAUCCUCUAUGCAUUUGUCGCCAUGAAAGGAUUUGGACGAUUGAUGAUCAUAUACGAGGAAACAGCGUGUGCUAUCAAAGCAAGAGGCGUGCUGGACAAAGUACACAUGUCGUGGCGAGAACUCAUUACUGAUUCGGGUAAAAUUGAGGUGACAGAUGUCAGCAUUGGCGAAGAAGUGCAAGCUACUCAGGAUCGACCAGGGAUGGAAGUACGGCUUUACUAUGGACAGCAUAAUCCAAUCAAUCCUGAUCCAACGCUGUUCACACUCCAAGUGCCUAAAAGCGAAAAGAACUUUUUGAUCUCACCUCCUGGUUCGCCUUUCGAAGACUGGGAGCAGACCAUGGAGUCACCGCCUAACACAGCCGUACUGGCAUCCGAUAUGACACAUGCAGUAGCGGAAAUGUCAGACGACGACUUGGACGACCUAGAAAAUUUCCGCUUGGAAAGCCCAAUGCCAAGUGACGAUGAGACCCGUGACGACAAUAGCGAUACUACUCAGCAACAGAAGCAGCAGAAGCAAAGCAGUAGCAGCAACGUCUCCUCACCAGACUCUGUUCGAUCAAGCAAUGCAGCAAAACGGGCCGUGUUGAAAAUAGUGGCUAGCAGUGAGGACCAUCCAGAAUCGGAACACGUGCCCUCUAUCACCGUGGAGGACUGGGAUGGCAAUGGGGAGCAUCAGCAGCAGAAGGUGCAAGAAGACUCGCCAAAAGACAGAACAACGCGUAGUCGUCGUCGUAUUCCGCCCGAAUUUCCAAAGGCUAAAGCAAUACCUACGGCACGACCACCUGUGCGAACAUAGCACGCGGUCACUGCCCGUUGUUUGCUUAUCCAAAAAACUUUUUUUUUCUCUUUGCAUCUUACGUAUUUCCGCCGCGCUUCCAUAUGCCCCCACUCUAUUUCUCUCCACCUCCAUUGCCCCCAGCCCAC
Messenger RNA from Zychaea mexicana, 1362 nucleotides. Its product is annotated as Calcipressin-domain-containing protein. Gene Ontology annotation, cellular component: cytoplasm; nucleus. The record is from RefSeq and is a predicted model, not a curated record. The coding region runs from base 167 to 1234 and encodes 355 amino acids. Gene Ontology annotation, biological process: calcium-mediated signaling. NCBI's taxonomy places the organism in Eukaryota, Fungi, Mucoromycota, Mucoromycetes, Mucorales, Lichtheimiaceae. Gene Ontology annotation, molecular function: calcium-dependent protein serine/threonine phosphatase regulator activity; nucleic acid binding. The transcript has 2 exons.